This is a messenger RNA of Linum tenue, 4421 nucleotides long. Lineage: Eukaryota; Viridiplantae; Streptophyta; Magnoliopsida; Malpighiales; Linaceae. The record is from the annotation of a GenBank genome assembly.
CACCAAGAAGCUCUCGAACUGUUUCAGAACCAUGUGGUUGAAGAAGAAAGCACCGCCUUAAACCGGAUGCAAUCACAAUCGCUAGCAUCCUUCCUUCCUACGCAGUGGUAAAUGAAUGUAAGCAGAUCCAUGCUCUUGCUGCCAAGUUCGGCUCAAACACCGUCAUCUCCAAUAUGGGUACACGAUUCAGGACUUCAGUCUGAAAUCGCCGAUUGCGUUGUUCUUCCUCUCCCAAAUCGGAGACCCAGAUGCAAAGUCCCUCCUCUCCUUCGUUUGCACUCCGGGAACCGGCAAAUGCUCCAGUUGGCUUCUUCUGCUCAAGCGGCGCCGUUUCUUCAUUGGUGUAACGGAGCUGUUAUUCCGCUCGACGCGUGGUGUCCGAGUCCAACUCAUGCAGCACAAUCAGGCCGCGCGGCGUUCACCGCAUCGCUGCUGACACCUUCGCCGAUUCGGUCUCCGCCACCUCUUUUCUUUUCGUAUGGUUAGUAGACGGUUGUUGGCCUUUCUCCACCUAACUCUGCAAUUUCACACUCUUUAUCCGCCAUGUCUUCACAAUCUCAAUCAGUUGUGCCUUCUACUCUUUCUUUGAAAUCUCUGAUGAUUCGAUCUUGACGCGAGACCAGUGGUGGGUUUUAUCUGAUUAGCCCGUUCCUUGAAUAAAGAAGCAAAGGAACUCUUUCCAAUUGCAAACUCCAUCCACCAUCAUUAUGGACACCAACAAUGCUGACGACUAUUCACCAAUUGGUUCUCCGUCUUCCCCCAAGCUGAACAACUACCGCAAAGUCUCAAUCCUCCCACUAGUGUUCCUCAUAUUCUAUGAAGUCUCCGGUGGACCCUUUGGAGUCGAGGACAGCGUCAAUGCCGCAGGACCACUCUUAGCUAUCCUUGGCUUCCUCAUCUUCCCAUUGGUAUGGAGCAUCCCGGAGGCCCUGAUAACAGCUGAGCUCGGCACAAUGUUCCCCGAGAAUGGUGGAUAUGUGGUCUGGGUCUCCUCAGCUCUCGGCCCUUUCUGGGGUUUUCAACAAGGCUGGAUGAAAUGGCUGAGCGGUGUAAUCGACAAUGCUCUAUACCCUGUCCUUUUUCUUGACUACCUAAAACCUGCAAUCCCAUCGCUUGAAGACGGCUUCAUAAGGAUGGUGGCGGUUCUCGUAUUAACGUUUAUGCUCACACUCUUGAACUAUAGGGGAUUAACAAUAGUAGGAUGGGCAGCUAUACUGCUUGGAGUGAUCUCACUUCUUCCGUUCCUCAUCAUGGGAGUGAUAGCAUUUCCUAAGCUCGAGCCCUCGAGGUGGCUGGUGGUCGACUUCAGCAAAGUCAACUGGACAUUGUACUUGAACACUCUCUUCUGGAACCUCAACUACUGGGACUCGAUUAGUACUCUAGCAGGAGAAGUCGAGAACCCUGGUAAAACCCUACCCAAGUCACUCUUCUAUGCGCUUAUCCUAACAGUUUUCAGCUACUUGAUCCCGUUAUUAGUGGGGACUGGUGCACUACCCCUCGAUCAGGAUCACUGGACCGACGGUUACUUCUCUGAGAUAGCCAAGGUUCUGGGAGGCGUGUGGCUAAUGUACUGGGUUCAAGCAGCUUCUGCAGUGUCGAACAUGGGGAUGUUCAUCGCCGAAAUGAGCAGCGACUCGUUCCAGCUUCUGGGGAUGGCCGAAAGAGGAAUGCUUCCCAAGUUCUUCAGCAAGAGGUCUCGCUACGGGACCCCUUCGAUCGGGAUACUGUUCUCUGCCUCAGGGGUCGUGCUGCUCUCGUGGAUGAGCUUUCAGGAGAUUGUGGCUGCGGAGAACUUCUUGUACUGCAUUGGGAUGAUCAUGGAGUUUGUUGCGUUCAUUAAGCUGAGGAUCGAUUACCCGGGAGCAACAAGGCCUUAUAAGGUCCCUCUUGGGACUGGUGGAGCUGUUGUGAUGUGUGUUCUUCCAGGCCUAUUGCUGGUGGUGGUUUUGGUGAUUGCUCCUUUGAAGGUGAUGGCAGUUAGCGCCGCGGCAAUUGUUGUUGGACUCGUUAUGUAUCCAUCUUUGCAGUAUGCUGAGAGGAAGAAUUGGCUGAGAUUCUCCAAGAAUUCUGAACAUGUAGACCUGCAUUCUUCCUUGACUUCUGUAUAGUGGUACUGAAGACUCAACUUUGUCAUGUGUCUUUUCUUUGAACAAAUGGUAGAAGAGACUUAAAAGGAAGAGCAUUAAAGCACUGUGUAGUUCUGGUUAGUUUAGUUAGCUGUUCCUCUAUUUGUACUACGUGCCAGCUCUUUGAAAGUUUAGUAAUUUAUUUACUGUUUGUUUUGUAUACUGGGCGUUGCUAUCCUUGUUUGAUGUUUCCAUUAGACUUUGGAUUUGGAAGAAUUGCAUUCAGUCUCUGUUUUUUUGGGGUUUCUUUCUUUCUGUAUGAUGUGCUGCAAACAAGCUGUUGUUUUUCACAGCAGGCCACCUUUCGACAGAUGUUUCAUGCAGAAACAUUUGUCAAUUACCGAUGGAAAUCUGGAACCAGGGGAAAACAUCACUAUCAUGUUGGAAUUCACUAGGCGGACUCAAACUUGAAAGAAACAGGCAGAGGAUAGAAGUAGGUGCCAUUGAUCAUCAGUACUACGAUGGGUGUCUUCAGGAACAGCCCGAGGGAAGCGCCAAGGAGGAAAAGAUCAUCUUCCACAACACUCCAACACUUGUUCAACUUGGAAUCAAACAAGGGAAGCAGCAACAACACCACCGAUUGUUGCAACGGUCCUGUAACCAACAAGCAAACCGAUGAAGAAAUCAUGUCCCUGGUAUGCCACUGCACCACCACCAUCUUCACCUUCGUCGAUGAUGACUUGGAGUCUCCAUCAGCACAAGAAGCGAAGAGGGUCAAGCUCCUCCAGCUUCUCUCCAUCAUAAAAUCACUCAAACGGGAGCUCCCAGAUCACGUCGUUACCUCCCUUGUGGCCAUGAUCUCGGCCAAUCUCUUCAGGCCGCUCCCUCCAACAUGUAACAACAACGUUCGCCAGCCGGCCCCAGCUGAGGAAAGUGAGGAGCUCGCCUCCUCGCUCUCCCCUCUCUGGUCCCACCUCCAGCCCAUCUAUGACAUCCUCCUCCGCCUCCUUAUUAUCGUGGAUCCCAAAUCACACCAUUGCCGUCUCAUUAUCGAUCAACAGUUCCUCCUCAGCCUCCUCGACCUCUUCCAGUCUGAGGACCCGAGAGAGCGGGAGAGCUUGAAGAAUGUUUACCACAAGAUAUAUUCGAAGUUCACGUUUUACCGAGCAUUCAUGAGGAAGUCGAUGAAUGAUGUCCUGUUACACUAUGCUUUUGAGGCCGAGAAGAACUCGGGGAUAGGCGAGCUGCUCGAGAUAUGGGGUAGUAUCAUUAAUGGAUUUACCGUGCCGUUAAAGGAAGAGCAUAAGUUGUUCUUGAUGAGGGUGUUGAUUCCUUUGCACAAGACGAAAGGGAUGAUGGUUUAUCACAGGCAGCUGGCUUACUGUGUCUCUCAGUUUGUGCAGAAGGAGCCUAUGCUUGGUGGGUUGGUUGUUAGAGGAAUCCUGAGGUACUGGCCUAUUACCAAUUGCCAUAAGCAGAUCUUGCUGAUCAGUGAACUGGAAGAACUGGUGGAGAAUAUCAGUUCUGACCAUUAUAGAAGGCUGGCUUUGCCCUUGUGCACCCAAAUCACAAGAUGCCUCAACAGUUGGAACUCUCAGGUUGCAGAGCGAGCUCUAUACUUGUGGAACAACGAGAUGUUUGUGAAGAUGGCAACAUCCGCCAUCGAAGAAGUGUUCCCAGUGGUGGUCGAAGGGAUGGAGAAGAACAUGAAAUGGCAUUGGAGCAGCAGCGUGAAGCAACUGACGGAGAAUGUGAAGAAGAUGCUGGAAGAAAUGGACCCGACCCUUUACGACAAGUGUCUCCAGGAGAUUGGCCACAAGGAUUUCGUCGCAAGGCAAGAGGAGACGAAGAGGAAGGCUAGAUGGGAAAGAGUCGAACUGCAGGCAGCCAUGAAUACAAACAACCAUCAUCAACAUCAUCAGGCUAUUCUUCAGCCGCAAACGCCACCACCAACGCCGCCGCGACGGCUGCCUCAGUACAUUGUUGUUUCCCAUUAGAGAUCUGCAGCGGAAGAUCAAAGACCUGGUCAUGGAAUCCCCCGCUCAUAAUUUCGGUGGUGUUUGAUUCUAUUUUUUUAAUCUUUUGAUUUGUUGUUUUGUGUUGUUUAUGUGGUUGAUCUCUGUUCUUGUUAUGUGGUUCAAGGGAUGUAAUAACCAUAUAUACAAAUUGUGUGACAUUAGGCAAUUCUGGAAUUGGUCAAAAUGAAGUAGGUGAUGGACCCAUUGAGAUGACCAGGACUUGUAACUAUCCAAAUUCUGUGGUUGUCUGCAUGUAGGUCAACUCGAUCUCAUGUCAGAUUGGUUUAUCAUCGAUUUCGUGUGAAAUCAUUUUCUAAUUAUAAUAAUUGAACUAGAU